Messenger RNA from Leptosomus discolor (cuckoo roller), 1644 nucleotides. The record is from RefSeq and is a predicted model, not a curated record. Lineage: Eukaryota; Metazoa; Chordata; Aves; Leptosomiformes; Leptosomidae.
AUGUUUCAACAGAUCUGGUGGCUGGAUCCAGAACUGACGUAUGGCAAUGCCAAGCCAUUUGUCUUCACGCAGGGCCACUCAGUGUGUAACCGGUCUUUCUUCCCCUGCUUUGACACCCCAGCAGUCAAAUGUACCUAUUCAGCUACUGUCAAGGCUCCAGCAGGCAUACAGGUGUUGAUGAGUGCCACCCAAAGUACCUACUUAGAAGAGGAAGGUGUGUAUCAAUUUUACAUGGAAUAUCCAGUUCCUGCCUACCUAGUGGCCCUGGUGGCAGGAGACCUUAUACAUGCAGACAUAGGUCCAAGGAGCAGAGUGUGGGCAGAGCCUUGCCUGCUGCCAACAGCCAUCAGCAAGCUUUCUGGCAUUGUUGAGCGCUGGUUGACUGCUGCAGAGAGCCUGUAUGGCCCAUAUAUAUGGGGAAGAUAUGACAUUGUUUUUCUUCCUCCAUCCUUCCCUAUUGUUGCCAUGGAAAACCCAUGCCUGACCUUCAUCAUCUCUUCCAUCCUGGAGAGCGAUGAGUUUUUGAUCAUCGAUGUCAUUCAUGAAGUUGCCCACAGCUGGUUUGGAAACGCAGUCACCAAUGCUACAUGGGAGGAGAUGUGGCUGAGCGAGGGGCUCGCCACGUACGCGCAGCGCCGGAUCACCACUGAGACCUAUGGAGCUGCCUUCACAUGUUUGGAGACUGCAUUCCGCCUUGAUGCUCUCCACAGACAGAUGAAGCUCCUUGGAGAAGACAACCCGGUCAGCAAGCUUCAGGUUAAACUGGAGCCAGGUGUAAAUCCUAGUAAUUUAAUGAACCUCUUCACCUAUGAGAAAGGCUACUGCUUUGUUUACUACCUAUCCCAGCUCUGUGGUGACCCAAGACACUUUGACUCCUUUCUAAGAGCCUACAUCGAGAAGUACAAGUUUACCAGCGUUGUGGCUCAAGAUCUUCUGGAUUCCUUCCUGAAUUUUUUUCCAGAGCUGAAAGAGCAAUGUGUUGAGAGCAAAGCAGGACUGGAGUUUGAACGUUGGCUCAAUGCUACAGGACCUCCGUUAGCUGAGCCAGACUUAUCUCAGGGAUCCAGUCUGACCAGACCAGUGGAGACGCUCUAAAAAUUCAAACUCUGGACCACAGAGCCUCUGGACUCUGCUGCUGCUGCCAGCAGUGUUGACCUCACUAAAUGGAGAACGUUCCAAACCGUGCUUUUCUUGGACAGAUUGCUGGAUGGAUCACCACUGCCACAUGAGGUGAUAAAAAAGCUCUCGGAAUGUUACUCCUCUCAGCUGGACUCCAUGAAUGCAGAGAUCCGUAUCCGCUGGUUGCAGAUUGUAGUCCGAAAUGACUAUUAUCCAGACCUUUACAAAGUCCGUCGCUUCUUGGAAAACCAGAUGUCUCGGAUGUACACAAUUCCACUUUACGAGGACCUUUGCACUGGCACCCUCAAGUCUUUUGCCUUAGAAAUUUUUUACCAGACCCAAAACCAGCUGCACCCCAAUUUGCGGAAAACCAUCCAACAGAUCUUAUCACAGGGCUUGAAUCCACUGCCUGCCAUAGACACUACAGCAGUCACUACAGACACACCAGCGAUGGUGCUUGAGGACAAAGUCUCAGAGGCCACAAACGGUGCCAUUUCACUCAGGGAUGUUAAUGUGUCUGCUUAG